CAGCAGUAGAUCUGCUCACUGCCUCAGUCACAGCUCUGUGACAUCCUUCCUUCAGGGAUUUCCACUUUUAUUCUUUUUCUCUUUUUAUUUUCUUCUGUCACUCGGGUCCGGACUGAAGCGGCCGGUGACCGGGUGUCUGAGAAGCUUCACUGACACACACAACCGGCUGCUGCACGUCAUGACAGGCGAAAAAUCCAUCCCCAUAAUAAAUGGAAAAGCAGAAGAAAGCAUGGACCCCGAAGCGGCAAACCCCAGCGCAGUGCGGAGCAACGAUAAGAAGGUGGUGAAUGAGAGAGGACAGUGGAAUAAUAAGGUGGAGUUUGUGCUGUCAGUGGCUGGAGAGAUUAUUGGCCUCGGAAACGUCUGGAGAUUCCCAUAUCUGUGUUACAAGAACGGCGGAGGCGCUUUCUUCGUGCCGUAUGUCAUCUUCUUCGUCUGCUGUGGGAUCCCAGUCUUCUUCCUGGAAACAGCAUUAGGUCAGUUCACCAGUGAAGGAGGCAUCACGUGUUGGAGAAAAGUCUGCCCACUGUUUGAAGGCAUUGGCUAUGCGACCCAAGUCAUUGAAGCACACUUGAAUGUGUAUUAUGUGGUAAUAUUGGCAUGGGCUAUUUUCUACCUGUUCAACUGCUUUACAACAGAGCUGCCCUGGGCUUCAUGUGGCCACUAUUGGAACACAGAAAACUGUGUGGAUUUUAACAAUGAAAGCAUUGCCAACUUCACCAACCCAUAUUCCACAUCACCAGUCAUGGAGUUUUGGGAGUGA
Molecule: messenger RNA, 763 nt
Organism: Danio aesculapii
Lineage: Eukaryota; Metazoa; Chordata; Actinopteri; Cypriniformes; Danionidae
Product: sodium- and chloride-dependent GABA transporter 3-like
Exons: 5
Coding region: 179-763 (194 amino acids)
Biological process (GO): sodium ion transmembrane transport
Cellular component (GO): membrane
Source: RefSeq, a predicted model, not a curated record